CCAUUUACCCUUGCCCAUUCGCAUUCCCAACGAACCAACACAGCCUCACAAGUAACAAACUUAUAACACACACUCUCUCUCUCUCUCUCUGCAAUGGCUGGAAUGGUUCCCCUUUGCAUUGCAUCAUUGGUCACUCUUUUUGUUGCAACAAGUGCUAGAAUUCCUGGGGUUUUCAAUGGUGGUGCAUGGCAGGGUGCCCACGCCACUUUCUACGGUGGAAAUGAUGCCUCUGGAACAAUGGGUGGGGCAUGUGGGUACGGGAACCUAUACAGCCAAGGGUAUGGCGUGAACACCGCGGCCUUGAGCACGGCGCUGUUCAACAACGGGUUGAGCUGCGGCGCGUGCUUCGAGAUAAAGUGCGACCAAGAUCCGAGGUGGUGCAACCCGGGAAGCCCUUCCAUCGUCAUCACCGCCACGAAUUUUUGCCCUCCCAACUUUGCCCUUCCCAGCGACAACGGCGGCUGGUGCAACCCUCCUCGGCCCCACUUCGACCUCGCCAUGCCCAUGUUCCUCAAGAUCGCUCAGUAUAAAGCCGGCAUCGUGCCCGUCAGUUACCGCCGGGUUCCAUGCAGAAAGGUCGGUGGAAUCAGAUUUACGAUCAACGGUUUUCGUUACUUCAACUUGGUUCUAAUCACCAACGUGGCGGGUGCAGGGGAUAUCGCGCGCGUGAGCGUUAAAGGUUCCAAAACCGGGUGGAACAGCAUGAGCAGAAACUGGGGGCAAAAUUGGCAAUCAAACGCGAAUUUAGUGGGCCAGGCCCUUUCCUUCAGAGUCACGGGCAGUGACAGACGCACCUCAACCUCUUGGAACGUGGCACCUUCUCAUUGGAAGUUCGGCCAGACCUUCACGGGCAAGAAUUUCCGCGUCUGAAAAAAAUAACAAAAUUUAAACAUGGAUGUUUGUUUUUGUAGUUGCGUUUUGGUUUUUUAGUUUUCCCGCGUUCAACUUUCCCUCUAUUUUCCCGGGAAAGUUUGAAGCCGUGUUUUGGUUUAAGUGUGUAGUAGGGGACAGAAAGUAAGAGAAGGGUAGAUAAGGUAAAAUGAAAGUGACUUUACUAUAAAUGCUAGUAGUGGGUGUGAGUAGAUGUUUCUACCACCUUUUGUUAUUGGAGGGUGAAUUUGUGUGAUAUUAAUUAUUACUAAAGUGUAUUGGGUGUUGCUGGCAAUAUUUAUUACCCAGCAAUGCUUUUUGUUGACUUGGUGGGGGCUGAGGAGGCUGCAAGGUUCAUGUAGCCCGCAUCUCCUUUAUUAUGAACUAGAAACAUUAUAUUAUGUAAUAUCUUUCAGUUAUAAUGCAUGCCACUUUAAAAUUGGUGAAUUA
This is a messenger RNA of Glycine soja, 1320 nucleotides long. RefSeq names its product expansin-A4-like. The record is from RefSeq and is a predicted model, not a curated record. Gene Ontology annotation, biological process: plant-type cell wall organization. Bases 94 to 870 code for a protein of 258 amino acids. The transcript is spliced from 3 exons. Gene Ontology annotation, cellular component: extracellular region. Lineage: Eukaryota; Viridiplantae; Streptophyta; Magnoliopsida; Fabales; Fabaceae.